AUGCAGAUGGCGUCACCUAAGCUGGCAGAGAAGAAGGGAAUUAAGGUCUUAUUCAGGUCUCAAAUGUGCUUCAUGAUUCAGAAUAUUGAGAAGGCAGCUCUGCUCUCUGAGCAUGUCAAUCUGCUUGUUACUGAGGUGGAACCCGAGGCAGCAGAUCAGGAAAUGCGGGAUUUUGAGAUGCAGGUUGAUCUGGCUAAGAGAGAGCAGCAGGAACUCUUCUCUGAGAAGAUAGUGAAGAGAGAUUUUGAGAUAAUUAUCAUCUCAGAUGAGAAGAAGAAGAAGAAGAAGAAGAAUAAGAAGUAA
Blastomyces gilchristii SLH14081 is the source of this 303-nucleotide messenger RNA. RefSeq lists its product as uncharacterized. Lineage: Eukaryota; Fungi; Ascomycota; Eurotiomycetes; Onygenales; Ajellomycetaceae. Bases 1 to 303 code for a protein of 100 amino acids. The record is from RefSeq and is a predicted model, not a curated record. The transcript has 2 exons.